Molecule: messenger RNA, 225 nt
Organism: Mycotypha africana
Lineage: Eukaryota; Fungi; Mucoromycota; Mucoromycetes; Mucorales; Mycotyphaceae
Exons: 1
Source: RefSeq, a predicted model, not a curated record
GGAAUGUCCGUUCAUGAGACUGUAAGCCCUAAGCCUAUGGAGCAUAUUUUUGAUUGGGGUGGGUUUAUUGUUGAGGUGAUUGCAACCCGUGGUAAAUAUUUAAAAAAGGCAACCUUUGAUGAAUCAUCAUCCGCUUGUCCAAAACCGAUCGAAAAGCCAAAAGAGGACGAUGUUUUGUAUCAAAAUUGUAAUAAUCCACAAAAACGUAUAUUCUGUUUGGCAUAA